AUGGGUCGCGUCCGUACCAAGACCACCAAGCGUGCCUCGCGCGUUCUCAUCGAGAAGUACUACCCGCGUCUUACUCUCGACUUCCACACCAACAAGCGCAUCAUCGAUGAAGUCGCUGUUGUGCCCUCAAAACGCCUGCGCAACAAGAUCUCCGGCUUCACGACGCACUUGAUGAAGCGCAUCCAGAAGGGACCCGUGCGCGGCAUCUCGUUCAAGCUGCAGGAGGAGGAGCGCGAGCGCAAGGACAACUACGUCCCCGAGGUCUCCGCACUCGACAUCUCCGUCAACCCGCUCACGAUCGACCCCGACACUAAGGCCCUCCUCGCCGCCCUCAACUUCGACUCCAUCCCCGCGACCGUCGAGACGCCCGUCAUCGCUCUCCCCGAGCGUGGCCCGAGGCGGGACCGCCGCACCGUCCCCGGUGCUGGUCGUUGA
Molecule: messenger RNA, 435 nt
Organism: Peniophora sp. CBMAI 1063
Lineage: Eukaryota; Fungi; Basidiomycota; Agaricomycetes; Russulales; Peniophoraceae
Source: the annotation of a GenBank genome assembly